Molecule: messenger RNA, 1206 nt
Organism: Sphaeramia orbicularis (orbiculate cardinalfish)
Lineage: Eukaryota; Metazoa; Chordata; Actinopteri; Kurtiformes; Apogonidae
Product: thiosulfate:glutathione sulfurtransferase
Exons: 4
Coding region: 49-567 (172 amino acids)
Source: RefSeq, a predicted model, not a curated record
CAGUUCAUAUCUGUAAAAGAAGAGGAAGAAGAAGACGACCCCCGUGAGAUGAAACCAUUCCAGAUACUCUACGACGCACUUAUUUUCACAAUGCUGUCGUAUGUGCUGACACGAAGUUUCUGCCAGGUUGUCACGGGAGUCCACCGCUGCUCUUACCCGACAUAUGUGUCAGUCCUUCGGGCUUUUACAACCUCAUCUCCAAAAAGUGGAGACGCGUCCGACAGUGCCUCAGUGGUGACCUAUUCUCAGCUGAAGACCAUGUUGUCCAAUCACAACAUUCAACUAUUUGAUGUGAGAAACCCUGACGAGUACCAAGCUGGACACAUUCCAGAUGCUGUCAACAUCCCACUCGGCAAUUUAGAAGAGUCACUCAAGUUGUCUCCUGCAACGUUUCAGCAGAAAUUUGACGUGAAGGCUCCGGGGAAAGAGGAUGAGAACAUAGUGUUUCAUUGCAGGAGUGGAAAGAGGAGUGCCCAAGCUCUGGAUAUAGCUCGUCAGCUGGGAUUCAGCAGGGCAAGACAUUAUAAAGGAGGGUACAUUGAGUGGGAAGAGCAAGAAAGAAAAUGAAUCUGCAUUGAAGAUCUUAAAGGGGGUCUGAAUUCUGUGCGUCAAUCCUAAAUCUAUAUUAAAAAAAAAAAAAUGAACUGCAGAGUGUAAAUGAGAAGAGACGCAGUGGCAUUGAUCUGUAGAAACAUUCACCACCUCUACAUUAAUUUGUUUUUCUGUUACAUACUGAGGUAUACAGUCAUUUUAUAAGUUACAAAUAUUCACAUAUUUUAGAAAGUAACCACAUUAUUUUCAGCCUAAAUUGAAAGACUACAUUUUGUGCCCUGUUACAUUUUAAUACUGGAUGAACCCAACAACUGUGUCACUACCAAUUAAUUUGCUCACUGUGUGCUACCAAAUAUUUCCUGUUUUAUUUACAAUAAAAUAGGAAAAUACUCUGAAUGUUAAUUUCCCUGAACUUAUUUGAAAUGUGAAACAAACAGUCAAACCCCUCAAAGGUUGACUUUGCUUAUAUAAUAAUAAUUAAAAGCAUUAUUUCUGCUUUGUCUUCUGCUCUUCAUUUACCAACCUAAUCGGAUAUAUUUUGUUAUUCCUGCAUAUGCCACGUUUGCUGUUUAUUUUCUUUAAUAUAUGAGAUUUCUGGCAAAGAGAUUAAUGUAAAAGGGCCUUUUGUUGAAUAAAUCAUUGACAAUUUCCAGC